AAUGAUAAUAAUUGAUAAUGUGUGGUGUAAGUGAUUUUCCAUUAUUGAUAUGGUCAAAACGGAUUUUUGAAAUAGGUACCAAUUAAUUUACUAUUGAUUAUUUUCACCAUAUGAAACAGACGUGUAUUUUAGAGCUCACUUUAAGUGCCCUUUAACCUAGUAAACCAUCUCUGAUGAAGGUAUGGGGGGGUCUGCUGUCUAACCUAACUGCAGCUGUGCUCCUCCUGGCCUUUGCUUUGUCAGUAUGUUUGGACAUUAACCACUUGCCAAUCCAUCAGAACAGGCUGGUUAGAUCAGUCUAUGCUAAGCAAAAUAAAACCAAAGCCCAUGAAAUACUUGGUAAUAGUAAUAAUAAGCCACCAAAUCCACAGAGCAAUUCAGUGGAAACCAGGGAAGUCCACCCAAAAAGCUCCCAAGAGACUGAUAUAUCCAGAGAUGACAAAUGCACCAUGGCCCCAGAGAGCCGGUUUGACUGUGCCAGGGACAGGCUUCUCGGCCAGAGAGAGUGUGAAGAGAGGGGAUGCUGUUAUGCCCCGCUGCAUAACUUUGAUGGACCACCUUGGUGCUUUUACCCCAGUUUGUACCCUGGCUACAAAAUGGGUCCCCUCACUCCCACCAUGCGAGGCCAGGCUGCCACCCUGACCCGUGCCACCCCCUCAUAUCUCCCCAGUGAUAUAUCCACUCUACAGCUAGAAGUCAUAGAAGAGACUGCAGGCUGCUUACAUCUCACUUUAAAGGACCCAUCAUCUCAGCGAUAUGAAGUUAAACUCCCAGCUGGAGUUCCUCAGAGCAAAGCUGAUACCCAAGAUGCCCUCUAUACCACUGAAUACCAGUCUGACCCAUUUGGCUUCAUAGUGAGGCGGAAAUCUAAUGGAAGGGUGAUUAUGAAUACCACGGUCGCUCCUCUGCUGUUUGCUGACCAGUACCUGCAGCUGUCCACCGCACUGGCCUCUUCCCUUGUGUCUGGCCUCGGGGAGCAUUACACCUCCCUCCUCCUGGACCUUAACUGGACUGCUCUGACUCUUUGGAACAGAGACAUGGCGCCUCAUGCUGAUGCUAACCUCUAUGGCUCACACCCGUUCUACGUAGUACAGGAGGAGGACGGCUUGGCACAUGGAGUUUUUCUAAUCAACAGCAAUGCAAUCGAGGUGAUAUUGCAGCCGACCCCCGCUCUUACCUGGGUGGCUGUUGGUGGAGUGCUGGACUUGUACGUUUUCUUGGGUCCUCAUCCUCAAAGUGUUAUACGACAGUACCUUCAGGUCAUUGGAUAUCCUAUGAUGCCUCCCUAUUGGUCGUUGGGCUUUCAUCUGUGUCGCUGGGGUUACACAACCACUAUUACAACCCGGCAUGUAGCACAACGCAUGCACAAUGCAAAAUUUCCCAUGGAUGUGCAGUGGAAUGAUCUGGAUUAUGCAGAUAAGCGCAGGGUGUUCACUUUUGACCCCUGGCGAUUCGGGGACCUCCCAGAGAUGGUGGAGGAGUUCCAUAAGAGGGGCAUGAAGUACAUCCUUAUCCUGGACCCGGGGAUCAGCAGCACCAGCCCCCCUGGAACUUACUCGCCCUUUGAUGAUGGACUGAAACGAGACGUCUUCAUUAAAAAUGCUACAGGACACAUCCUGAUAGGGAAGGUUUGGCCGGGCCCAACAGCCUUCCCCGACUUCACCAACCCAGAGACCAGAUGCUGGUGGGAGGACUGCAUCAGAGAUUUUCAUUCUAAAGUUCCUGUGGAUGGUCUAUGGAUUGAUAUGAAUGAACCAGCCAGUUUUGUGCAGGGCUCAGUGGAGGGCUGUCCCGACGGUGAUCUCGAGAACCCGCCCUACACACCCAGGGUGGUUGGAGGCCAGUUGAACUCUGGGACUAUUUGUAUGUCGGCUCAGCAGAAACUGUCCACUCACUACAACCUGCACAAUAUAUACGGACUGACAGAAGCCUAUGCCACACACAGUGCUCUUAUGAAGGUACGAGGGAAGAGACCCUUCGUCCUGUCUCGCUCCUCCUUCCCUGGCAUCGGACGCUUCUCUGGAGUGUGGACAGGAGACGUCAGAAGUGACUGGGAGCAGCUUCGAUACUCCAUCCCUGCCGUGCUACAGUUCAGCUUGUUCGGGGUGCCCCUUGUGGGGGCAGACAUCUGUGGCUUUGGAGGGAACACCACUGAGGAAUUGUGCGUACGAUGGAUGCAGCUCGGGUCCUUCUACCCAUUUAUGAGAAACCACAAUGACAAGCCGAACGCUCCCCAGGAGCCCUAUGUAUUUGGGCAGAAGGCCCAGGCCGCCAUGCGGAGUGCAUUGAACCUGCGUUACUCCCUUCUCCCCUUCCUCUACACACUCUUCCAUCAUGCACACACUUCUGCUGACACUGUGGCCAGGCCUCUCUUCAUGGAGUUUCCCACUGACCCUAACUGUCAGACCAUAGACAGGCAGUUCCUGUGGGGGAGUUCACUUCUCAUUAGCCCAGUCUUAGAGCAAGGGGCAGUAGAGCUGGCCGCUUACCUGCCCCCUGGCAUUUGGUACAGCCUACACAAUGGUCAGCCUUUCUACAGUAAGGGUCAGUACCUGCUCUUGCCAGCCCCUCUGGACACCAUCAACAUUCAUGUGAGGGAGGGACAUAUUAUCCCUCAGCAGGAACCUGCUUUGACAACCGCAGCCUCACGCAGAAACCCUUUCUUCCUGACCGUGGCGCUGUCAGCAGGCGGCUGGGCCUGGGGCGAUUUGUUCUGGGAUGACGGGGAAAGUCUUAAAACCUUCGAAAUGAGAAAUCAUUGUUACAUUAUCUUCAUUGCUGGACAGUCUCAGGUGGUGAGUGAUCCUCUUAGGCUGAAUGGGGCCCUGGAUGGUCUGGUGCUGGGAGGGCUGCAGGUGUUCGGGGUGCCCUCACCACCCCUAUAUGUAUUAGCCAAUGGGGACAAAGUCAGGGAUUUCACAUACCGCAGUGACACCAAGGUUUUGACAGUGACCAGCCUGGCCUUGUCCAUGUCAAAGGUAUUUACAGUCCAAUGGGCUCUCUGAUGCAUUGAACUUUAUUGCCCAAGAACCUUAGGGAGCCUUUGUAUUUUUCUGCACUGACACCAGCGGAUUUUCUUGAGCCAUCAUUGAGAUGCACCUUCCGCUUGCUCUGCCUUUGUUCAAAUUGGAAAUUAGUACUUUGUAAGCAGCACGUUUAUAAAAAUGUGAAACCAGGGGAGUCAUCAUCUUGAUGUAUCAGGUUUUCCUGCGAGGUAAUUUUUGCUGCUAACUGCCACACUGAAGCAAGACAACGUAAUGUCUUGUAAAUGUAUGUACUUUCUAAACCUCUUUGUAUUUUUUAAAUCAUGUUUAUAUAUCGUUGUUACUGAAGUGCAUUAUUAAUAAAAAAUGUGAAAAAAGAUA
Messenger RNA from Perca fluviatilis (European perch), 3365 nucleotides. RefSeq names its product alpha glucosidase (gene gaa). Gene Ontology annotation, molecular function: carbohydrate binding; alpha-1,4-glucosidase activity. Gene Ontology annotation, cellular component: lysosomal membrane. The record is from RefSeq and is a predicted model, not a curated record. NCBI's taxonomy places the organism in Eukaryota, Metazoa, Chordata, Actinopteri, Perciformes, Percidae. Bases 174 to 3005 code for a protein of 943 amino acids. The transcript is spliced from 19 exons. Gene Ontology annotation, biological process: glycogen catabolic process; lysosome organization.